Molecule: messenger RNA, 3705 nt
Organism: Macaca mulatta (Rhesus monkey)
Lineage: Eukaryota; Metazoa; Chordata; Mammalia; Primates; Cercopithecidae
Gene: RAD51
Product: RAD51 recombinase
Biological process (GO): reciprocal meiotic recombination; mitotic recombination; mitotic recombination-dependent replication fork processing
Cellular component (GO): condensed nuclear chromosome
Molecular function (GO): double-stranded DNA binding; ATP binding; DNA strand exchange activity
Source: RefSeq, a predicted model, not a curated record
UGUUUUGUUGUUGUUGUUGCUUGCUUUUUGGGACAAGAUCUCACUCUGUAGCCCAGGUUGGAGUGCAGUGUCCCAUCAUAGCUCACUGCAGCCUUGACGUCCUGAGCUCAAGCAAUCCUCCCACCUCAGCUUCCGGGAUAGCUGAGACCACAGGCACAAGCCACCAUGCCCAGCUUAUUCUUUUUGGAGAUAUGGGGUCCCACUAUGUUGCCCAGGCUGGCCUCCAACUCCUGAGCUCAAGCGAUCCUCUCCUGCCUUGGCUUCCCAAAGUGCUGGGAUCACAGGCGUGAGCCACUGUGCAGGCCUUAUAUGAUCUUAAGCCUCUUCAUAUCCUGAACUAAAUGUAACUUUCCAGUUUCGGCACUUGUUCUGGCACUUUUCCUCCCUCGCUAGAUAAUACUAAUCUUUAAUCAUGUAGUUUGUUUCCAUGCCCAUACUACCCUAUCUGCUUAUAGUGUCUUCCACUUCGCCCAAGAAAUCCUACUCAGCUAGCUUGUGUUGUUUUGAGACACUCUCGUUCUGUCGCCCACGCUGGAGUACAGUGGCGAGAUCUCGGUUCGUUGCAACCUCUUCCUCCCGGGUUCAAGCGAUUCUCGGCCCUACUCAGCCUUUAAAACCGGAAUCACGGGUCAAAACUUUCUGGUAAACCACGAGACGGUUUAGGUUAUGAAAUUCAAUGCCCCCUUCCUCUGAAGUCCUGCAAAUCUCCAGUAAAGCACCACAGAUUGACGAAUAUUCCAGCCAUUUCCCUCUCCCCUCCGAUAGCUCCAUUUCUCACUUCUAUCCAUCUUCUCGAGCUUCCUCAGCUCCUCCACCUCCAUGAGGCCUGGAAAGCACCUGGUUCCAGGAAUGUGAGUCGGAGGCUCAGAGCUACCAGCGCCAAAAGCUGACGUUCAGAUACUGCUGAAACAAACCACAAGAGUGCUAAGGCUCCAGGUAAUAGUCCGGCUCCAGGUAAUAGUCCAGCUGGGAUGACGGUAGGAACUCGCAGGCCCGCCGGCGGUGCAUGCCGGGAGAUACAGUCCCGGGCCGACGCAUUACCUCUUGGGAGUUGUAGUCUUAGAUCUGGUAAACAGACCACAGCAACUCUGAUGUCUUCCCCCACCGUCCCCCGAAAACCCUCGCCCCACCCGCGAGGGACUAGGGUAAGAGUAGGGGCGUUGCCGUGGUUGGCCUAGAACUCCCAGGCUCAGACGAUCCUCUCGCCUCGGCCUCCCGAGUUAGCUGGGACUACGCGCGUGAGCCACCGCGCCCGGCAUAAAGUCUGAAUUAGUCCUUACGCAAAAAGGGAAGAGGGCAGUCCGUAACCUCGCGCAGGAUCAAGCUCUCGAGUUCCAGUCUUGGGCUAGCGCGGAGGGUGGAAGGGGCAAGAAGGCGGAUCCGGAAGGCAGAGAUACGUUACGCCGACGCGUGCGUGACCCUGGGCGAGAGGGUUUGGCGCGAAUUCUGAAAGCCGCCGUCGGAGCGCGCCCAGCGACCAGAGACCGACCCUUAAGGAGAGCGCGGCGCUUCCCGAGGCGUGCAGCUGGGAGCUGAAACUCGUCUGGGUUGUGCGCAGAAGGCUGGGGCAAGCGAGUAGACUUGAAGUGGGGCGUAAGCCAGGGGCGUUGGGGUCCGCGCGGGUCAGGCGCGUGUCACCCCCGCAGGGUGAAGUCGGAGCGCGCGGCCCGUUGGAAAGAGCAGCGCUGAGGGCCAAGUAAUGGCAAUGCAGAUGCAGCUUGAAGCAAAUGCAGAUACUUCAGUGGAAGAAGAAAGCUUUGGCCCACAACCCAUUUCACGGUUAGAGCAGUGUGGCAUAAAUGCCAACGAUGUGAAGAAAUUGGAAGAAGCUGGAUUCCAUACUGUGGAGGCUGUUGCCUAUGCACCAAAGAAGGAGCUAAUAAAUAUUAAGGGAAUUAGUGAAGCCAAAGCUGAUAAAAUUCUGGCUGAGGCAGCUAAAUUAGUUCCAAUGGGUUUCACCACUGCAACUGAAUUCCACCAAAGGCGGUCAGAGAUCAUACAGAUUACUACUGGCUCCAAAGAGCUUGACAAACUACUUCAAGGUGGAAUUGAGACUGGAUCUAUCACAGAAAUGUUUGGAGAAUUCCGAACUGGGAAGACCCAGAUCUGUCAUACACUAGCUGUCACCUGCCAGCUUCCCAUUGACCGGGGUGGAGGUGAAGGAAAGGCCAUGUACAUUGACACCGAGGGUACCUUUAGGCCAGAACGACUGCUGGCAGUGGCUGAGAGGUAUGGUCUGUCUGGCAGUGAUGUCCUGGAUAAUGUAGCAUAUGCUCGAGCGUUCAACACAGACCAUCAGACCCAGCUCCUUUAUCAAGCAUCAGCCAUGAUGGUAGAAUCUAGGUAUGCACUGCUUAUUGUAGACAGUGCCACCGCCCUUUACAGAACAGACUACUCGGGUCGAGGUGAGCUUUCAGCCAGGCAGAUGCACUUGGCCAGGUUUCUGCGGAUGCUUCUGCGACUUGCUGAUGAGUUUGGUGUAGCAGUGGUAAUCACUAAUCAGGUGGUAGCCCAAGUGGAUGGAGCAGCCAUGUUUGCUGCUGAUCCCAAAAAACCUAUUGGAGGAAAUAUCAUCGCCCAUGCAUCAACAACCAGAUUGUAUCUGAGGAAAGGAAGAGGGGAAACCAGAAUCUGCAAAAUCUACGACUCCCCCUGUCUUCCUGAAGCUGAAGCUAUGUUUGCCAUCAAUGCAGAUGGAGUGGGAGAUGCCAAAGACUGAAUCAUUGGGUUUUUCUCUGUUAAAAACCUUAAGUGCUGCAGCCUAAUGAGAGUGUACUGCUCCCUGGGGUUCUCCACAGGCCUCUUCCUGUUGUGACUACCAGGAAAAGGCUUCCGGGAAAACAGCUAUUGUAUCAGUUUUUCUGAUGGUGUAAACAGGACACAGGUCAGUAAUCACAAACUAAUCUAAAAUGUUUAUUCCUUCUGUAGUGUAUUAAUCUCUGUGUGUUUUCUUUGGUUUUGGAGGAGGGGUAUGAAGUAUCUUUGACAUGGUGCCUUGGGAAUGACUUGGGUUUAACAAGCUGUGUACUGGACAAUCUUAGUUUCCAAGAGAACUAAAGCUGGAGAGACGUGACCCUUCUCUCACUUCUGAAUUAAUGGUAAAAUAAAAUGCCUGAGCUAUGUAGCAAAGGGAAUGGGUCUCUGCACAGAUUCUUUUUUUCUGUCAGUAAAACUCUCAAGCAGGUUUUUAAGUUGUCUAUCUGAAUGAUCUUGUGUAAGGUUUUGGUUAUGGAGUCUUGUGCCAAGCCUACUGGGCCAUUAGCCCUUCACCGUCUGCCUGUUUGGUCUUUUAUUGCUAAGACUAACUCAAGAUAAUUCUAGAGUCUUAAGCAUUUCAGGCCAGGUGUGGUGUCUUGUGCCUGUAAUCCCAACAUUUUGGGAGGCCGAGGUGGUGGAUCGCUUGAGCCCAGGAGUUUUAAGUCCAGCCUGGCCAACAUGGCGAAACCCCAUCACUACAAAAAUGCCAAACUUAGCUGGACAUGCUGUGGCCCGUGCCUAUAGUCCCAGCUACUCGAUAGCCUGAGGUGGGAGGAUCACUUAAGCCUGGAAGGUGGAGGUUGCAGUGAGUUGAGAUUGUACCACUGUACUCCAGCCUGGGCGACAGAAUGAGACCAUGUUUCAAACAAAAAAGAAAGCAAUCAUUUCAGAGGCUAAGUAAACAGAUUUGAUUGUGAGGCUUCUAAUAAAGUAGUUAUUAGUAGUGAA